Loxodonta africana (African savanna elephant) is the source of this 10928-nucleotide messenger RNA. It is a transcript of the gene PHACTR2, whose product is annotated as phosphatase and actin regulator 2. Bases 147 to 1844 code for a protein of 565 amino acids. The record is from RefSeq and is a predicted model, not a curated record. The transcript is spliced from 12 exons. Gene Ontology annotation, molecular function: actin binding. Gene Ontology annotation, biological process: actin cytoskeleton organization. NCBI's taxonomy places the organism in Eukaryota, Metazoa, Chordata, Mammalia, Proboscidea, Elephantidae.
CCCGCGCCAGGGAGAGGCGAGGGGACCGGCGGGCAGCGCCGCACAGGCCGGGAAAUGCGCGCUUGCAAGUCUUCCUGGGAGCGGACCCAUGAUCCAGGGACCAAAAGAACCGCGUGAUUGUUGGACCUGGCCCUGCGACCCCAAACAUGGGCCAGACCUCGGUGUCCACGCUGUCCCCACAGCCCAGCAGCGUUGACGGACUGGACAAAGCUUCUCUAGCAAACUCAGAUGGCCCCACAGCAGGUUCCCAAACACCUCCCUUCAAGAGAAAGGGAAAACUAUCCACCAUUGGUAAAAUCUUUAAGCCUUGGAAAUGGAGGAAAAAGAAGACGAGUGACAAAUUUCGAGAAACCUCAGCAGUGUUAGAAAGGAAGAUAUCCACAAGACAAAGUAGAGAGGAGCUGAUAAGAAGGGGAGUUCUUAAGGAAUUGCCUGAUCAAGAUGGAGACGUAACAGUUAACUUUGAAAAUUCAAACGGGCACAUGAUACCCAUCGGAGAGGAAUCCACUCGAGAGGAAAAUGUAGUAAAACCUGAAGAAGGUAAUGGCUCUGUGUCUGAAAAAACACCACCUCUGGAAGAAAAAGCAGAAGAUAAGAAAGCUGGUUCCUCUCAUUCCAAAAAAACAAGUGGCCCCAAAGCAUCCACUUCACCAUCUACUUCAUCCACCUCAUCUCGUCCCAAAGCUUCCAAGGAGAUAGUUUCUAGCAAAACAGGGACAGUGGGAACCACAAAGGGCAAGAAAAAAACUGGCAAGCAGCCAGCCUCUCGACCAUCCUCAGACACAGCCACACCUGGGACAUCUGAUCUUAAAGGGGAUUCUUCAGAGACCAGAGCCGAGAGCCUCACACCCGAGCAGACUGUCCCUGGGACCGAGGAGCAGACCACAGGCAAAUCCAAGUCCAUGGUCCCUCCGCCCCCCGUGGCUCCACCACCUUCUCCCCCUGCUCCUUCUCUUCCUCCUGAGGAUCAGUGCGUUACUCCCUCAGACACUCCCGUCGUCCUGGUCAGCAAUGGGGCUGACCUGCCUGCCUCUGCCUUAGACCCAAGUCAGCUUCCCUGGACUGAAGAGCCAGCCAACAAAGCCAUUCUCCACUCAGGCACUGGCUUAAGUGUCAACAAAGAAAAUGCAAAAUGUUUCACAACCAAAGAUGAGCUGGGGAAGGCAGCACCUCAGCUCCUGAUUCCUGGGUUGAUGGAACAAUCUUCAGAAUCCUUCAGUGCCCUGGAGGAUGAAGGUCAGAGGGAGUACCAGGCCAAUGACUCUGAUUCUGAUGGGCCUAUUUUGUACACCGAUGACGACGAGGAAGAGGAUGAGGACGAGGAUGGCAGUGGAGAAAGUGCUUUGGCAAGUAAAAUACGACGAAGGGAUACUCUUGCUAUCAAACUUGGCAACAGACCAUCUAAGAAAGAAUUAGAGGACAAAAACAUCUUGCAGCGUACAUCUGAAGAAGAAAGGCAGGAAAUCCGACAACAAAUUGGAACCAAGCUAGUCAGGAGACUUAGCCAGAGGCCAACAACGGAAGAACUAGAGCAAAGAAAUAUCCUAAAACAAAAAAACGAAGAAGAAGAACAGGAAGCAAAAAUGGAACUUAAACGCAGACUCAGCAGAAAGCUCAGCCUGAGACCCACGGUGGCAGAGCUACAAGCACGAAGGAUCCUGCGGUUUAACGAGUAUGUAGAAGUCACUGAUUCCCCGGACUAUGACCGGCGGGCAGACAAACCCUGGGCCAGGUUAACACCUGCAGACAAGGCAGCAAUAAGGAAAGAACUAAAUGAAUUUAAAAGCACAGAAAUGGAAGUUCACGAAGAGAGUCGACAGUUUACAAGGUUUCAUCGUCCAUAAUGAAACGCAAGACUAUUUGGAAACAUAGAUUGAUAAUCUUCGCGGGCAGCACCGCUUCCUGAAAACCUGAUAUUGCACUGGGAUUUGAACGUGUAUGUUUCAGUUUAACUUGUGGUAACGGAGGAGUGUGACUCAGCUUUGUUGGAAAGUGCUCCUCACCUCUUCAGCCCAGAUGGGGCCAACAAGCAAAGGGAAGGAGGCAGUAACCCUUGCUGUUCAGCACAUGUGUUGAUGGUAAGGGACACCAUGGUUACACCAGGCAUUCCUCAUCAGGAGUUUUAAUCAAAGAAGAUGAGCAGAAGACAAUCGCUGGCUCCCUGUUACCAGAAAGCCAAACUUUAGAGUGCGGGUUAAAAAAAAAUGGCGUGGAAUCACUGGGCACUGGUGAGGGAUGGGAGUUGAAAAUCAGAAAAAGAGGGAAGUAUUUCAUUAUGUUAAUGAAGGAAAGAGAAAAUUUGAAGCAUAGUAUAUUUUUGAAGUAGGCAUUUGGUAGCUGAGAACUUAUUGUUAAGAAAUUUGGGAAUCUAAUCACCCAACAUGCAUUUUUGAAAGACCUGAUCCAAGAGGACUCUCCUUGUUUCACCAUUAUUUUGGUACAAUAUCGUACCAUUAAUUUAUGUUGUGCCAGUGAACCCAACUGCCAGAAAUAUGUCUGAGUGUUUUCAUGCAUCUUUUUCUUAAAUGCAAGAGGCUUCUACUGAGUCUUAACAAGCAUGCUUACCCAAAUUUUGUUGCAUGCUUUGAGUAGCAUAGCUACACACAUUUUUUAAUACUCUUUACCUAGUGUAUCAACCUUCCACAAGAAUAACAGGACUGGGGAUAAAGUCAGAUAUAACGUGACCCUAUAAAACUGUAGCAAGCUUUAGAAAUAAAUCUUUUGGUCUUAAUGAUUUUCUUGAUUAGCUCCAAAGCGGAAACAAGCAUACUUGAUCUAAGGAAGAUGAUAUCGACAAUCAUGCCACCUUUUAAAAAUCUGAAUCCAAAGUUAAAACCUAAGCAAGAUAUGAGUGUGCUGCCUGCAGUUAGUUCUGAAGGAGAACACAAAGGACUCCUUUUUUCCCCCCAGGGCUUCAUUAAGUUGGAUUGCUGCUAUUAAAAAAAUAAUAAAGCACAUCGAUCAAAAAACACUCACCUAAAGGCUUAAAAGGAAUCUGAAAAUGUCUGCUAAGUUGUGUGUAAGGAAAAACCUUAUCCUGCUAUUUUAGGAGUCCACAGAUUGCCGCCAUAAAUACAGUAUUUACUUGCAAAGCAGAAGAAUCAGCGAGGUUAGAGUCACGGAAGGUUUCCCUUUGAACCUGCAUCCGGUAUUGUUUACAUAAGAAACCUCUAUCGUCUGUUGCUAUUUUCCAUGGAGUAACAGGCACAGUCUGACUUCUGCUCCCUGAUAUAUACGAUCAUAUAUAAAGACCCAAUCCUUUAUUCAUUUUAAUACAUGUAAAUACUAUCUUGCAUUUAAUUUUUCUUUCAUGCUUGUUUUGUGCCCCUUGUUAAAAAUACAUGAAAUGUAUAAUAACAAGAAAAGGUCUAAAUAGAGUUUAUUUUAUUCUUAAAGCUUGGGCUAGAAUUUUCUAAACGGCUUCUGGUUCAUUAUAUGGAAGGUUGUCAUUUUCAAUUUCAGCCCAAAAGCAAGCAUUCAAUCUGUUGGAUAAAUUUAAAUGCCACCAUUCAUUGGUAUUUGAAGAACCACUUGAAACUGGAUGACUUUUGUUUUUAAAAAUAUAUAUAUAUAUUGCACCAGUUGGCCUAUUAUGAAAAGGCAGGACCAUUUAUAACUAAGAAAAGUAACCAGCAUUCUUGCAGCUUUUGCUGCACUCAGUUAUGUGUGUUAAUAAAAUAAACCUGGAUUCUGCACUGUUGUCAUUUCAUUAAUAAUUUGACAUAUUUUUGUUAUGAAAAAAAUUUUCUGAAUGCCCAAAUAUUUGUCGCUGGCUGAGGUUUUGUCCAUUUAAUAGUGUUUAAAUCCAGCCAUAGAAAUUAACUUUGUUCUAAUUUUUUUGCCACCGUCAUUCUUUUCCUAAUGAUAUGAUUUUAUAUCAUUUUAGUGUCUUGGGAAAAAUACCAAGAAAAUAUAAUGUUUCUUUUAAUUUUUUAUACUUAUAAUCUUCAACAUUGUUUUAAUUUCUAAUCACAAGGCCUUUACAUAAAUGAUAAAUAGAAGAUAUUAUCACCAUCCUAUCAUUUAAGACACACGUCAUAGAAAGCCUCGACUUGGUUGAUAAAAGGAACAGUUUUUUCCCACUUUAUAGUCAAUUUGGGAAAUUUUUAUUUCUUAAAAUGAGAUGUACCCAGUACAGAAAUGACACUCUGGAAUCUCAAGAUAUUGUUUCCAUUGUAAUUUAACUACCCACAUUUUCUUCUCAUGCUGAUUGACAAGUUUAUAAAGAAGUUUAAAAGUCUAAAAAAUUAACCACCACUAGCCCUGGUGGCAUAAUGGUUUAGUGCUCGGCUACUAACCGAAAGGUCAGCAGUUUGGACCCACCGAUUGGUUACACAGGAGAGAAGACCUGAGUGAUCUGCUCCUGUAAUACAGCCUUGGAAACCCAAUGGGGCAGCUCAUCUCCUGUCACAGAGGGUCACUAUGAGUCAGAAUCAACUCUGCAGCAAACAACCAACAGUCUCAUAUUUACGUAAUUGAACCACAAAUUAUUAAGAUGAUUCUUCAAAUAAAAAACUGGAAGAAUGAAAGGGUUAUAAGCUAAGCCGUAUUUUGCAGAACAAGGCACUCUUUGAAUUGUAACUUUUAAAAGACAGAAACACUGCACAUCCCCACCAGCAGUCCAUCCCUAGGGCUCCUGCCUGGCCGCCCUAGGGGGAGCAAAGACCUCGGCCUCCCUUCGUGUCAUUGUGCCCCUGCCUAGUGCCAGCAUUUCUGCAGCCCGGCCAAUAAGCCGUCGUCCUAUAAAGGACAUAAAAGUGUGUGGGGAUUGGAUUUCUUUUGUUGUGGUGGUGGUUGUAACACAACUCUAGGUUUUUCCCUAUUUAAGGUGUCACAUGAGGCUGACACUGAGGAAGCAAGUGGGUUUUCUGAGUCCCCGGGAUAGGAGGAGGGAAGUAAAGUCAUCCCCAGGAAGAUCCAGGCAGGAAGGUACUAGAUAGACUCUAAAAAAACAAAGUGGCCAUUCCAUUUCCAUCCCUUUUUUUUUUUUUUUUUUUAAAUAAGAUUGAGAAAAAGAGCCUUAAUAUCAAGGUAGUAAGAAGAGGCUAAAUGGGCUGGAUCAGGUCUUCCUUGCCUGACAAAAUUAGAUUGCUGGUGGUCAGCAUUCAUUUAAAGCAGCCCUGCUUUGUAAUCUUCUGUGUAUGUGAACUGUCUUACAUUUUGGUAUGUUAGAUGUAGUUUAUCUUCACAUUAAUUCCUGAAAUUGUUUAAAUCUAUAUUAUUCAGAGAACCAUUUUGGCUAUUUUAACAACUUUUAAAUGAAGGAAAAAAGCAAACUGAUCAAAUUCUCUGAUUUGCCCAAAAAAACUUUCUGGUUUCAUUUUCAUAUCCUUUGUCAGCAUAGUGAUUGUAGAUCACUUAAUGUCUCUCUAAUGUCAGUAAGUCUAUCCUCCAAUUAUAUCCUAUUAGUGGAAAAAUUCUGAAAUUUAAUUGAAACAUUUUAAGAAGUAGAGGGAUUAAAUACAGCCCACAAAAUUCACCAAAUAUUGAAAAUGAGAGAUAACUCCCUAAAAACUUCUAAGUCAGGUUUCACACCCUGCAAUUCAGUGCUACAUUGGCCUAAAAAAAAUAAAAGUACAGUACCUUACACUUAAAAGCAAAAAAAAUUUCAUUAACACUGCAUUUCCUCAUAUGUACCAUAUUAAGACACAACAAAAAACCAAACCAAACCCACUGCCGUUGAGUCAAUUCCGACUCAUAGCAACCCUGUAGGACAGAAUAGAACUGCCCCAUAGAGUUUCCAAGGAGCACCUGGCGGAUUUCAACUGCCGACCUUUUGGUUAGCAGCUGUACCACUUAACCACUAUGCCACCAGGGUUUCCUGAGACACAAUAGGCAUUUUAUUUAUAUUUAAUGAAGUCAGACAGACACAACUUUCAAAAACCAGAGUUUUAACAUAGUGUAUUCACAAUAGAAAAAGACAGUCUUGCCUAACACAUAGCAGUAUGUCCACAUUUAAAUGGAAAGCUGUCAUCCAUCCCUUCCUGGCUGAAAAUUUUCUUCAGUCUAUUAUUUGUUAAGUCGUCCCAGCAGCAAAUUUCACACAAAGUAAGGAGAAAUCUUCCUCAGAGUAGGUGAGAUGGAAUCAAACCAGUACAAGAUAAGUAAAUCUGUAUGAUUUUCAUCAGGAUGGUAGAAUUGCUUAGUCAUUCCUGAAUUCCAAUUACACCGUCCAGCCUAAUCUUACUAAUAAAUGUAUUUACUUUGAGACAGGAACUAACUUCAUCACAUCAUCAGAGUAUGUCGUGAGCACUAAGGAACCACUUAACCCACUACCACUAAAUUCGGCUUAUUUACAAAGUUGUCCCUUGGCAACUUGAAACGGCUCAUCUUCCACUAUUAUUUACUCUCACUGGUGGUAUAUAUCAUUUUACUUAACAAAAGUAAUUGUCAAAUUAAAAGAAACAUCUUUCUGAGAGAAAACCCUUCCCCAGGUGGUUUAAAUCCAAGUUUCAAAGGGGAACAUCAGGCAGGCAGUGACCAAAAGGGAGUGGGGACAAAGGCUGAAUAGCCCCCAAACCAUUCUCGCUUUCACUUUCCCUUUCCUUUUUGUCGUCGUUAGCCUUGAGCUUUGCAUGGAAAUACAACCCACUGUUAGCACUUUUAGAAAGCAGCUGAAAUAGUCUAGCUACGCUUCUUUUGAAGACAGGGUUAUCCCAAAUUAAGAAAUCCCGUUGUACAAAUUGCAAGGUUUCUGGUAAAAAAAGAGAGAAUCCUGUGGCAGCUAUUCCCACCUAAAGCCAAUCCUAUAAGAUCCUUUUUAGCUAAUGCUAGUAUUUACUGCACACAGAAAAUGUCAUUGAGCUUGUCACCUUGCUAGCCCAGCUGCACACAGGAGCUAAGCAAGCACUGUUGAUCAGUGUUUCUCAGUGGGAGGUGCUGUUGACAUUUGGAGCUGGGCAAUUCUUUGUUGUACAGAAUUGUCCCACGCAUUGUGAGAUGUCUAAUAUCCCAGGCCCCUGCCGACUAAAUGCCAGUAGCAUCCCUAGUUGUUGUAAAAAAAAAAAAAAUUUUUUUUAAGCCUUCCUCCAUGUUCCAAUGCCUUCCUAGGAGGGCAGAAUCACCUGGCUUGAAUAUCUCUUGCAGUUUGAAGACACACAGGAAGCACUGCCUUUCCCAAAACGUCAUCUCAGCUGCUUUGCAUGUCUUUGGGCCCUGAAGAGUUGUUUUUUUAAUCCUCUUCCAUUUUUCCAACCUUCUGCUUCAGUGCAGCUUUAGUUUGGGAGUUCUUCAGGAAGAGUUAGUGAGCAGCCUUGGCUGUUCCACUGGACGCAGUGACUUGGCCUAGAACCCAUGCGUACUUAAAGGAGAGGGUUGAUGUAAUGCAAACUUUUUUUUUGGCCUCACAAUUUUACUUGAGAAGGACAUUAUUAGUCAUAAUCCUUGUCAGUGUCAUCAGGAUUGUUUCGUGGCUUAACCAUAGAUACAAGAGCUAACAAACCAAAACCAAAUAAACAAAACUGCUAGUCUAUGAAAAUCAUCAUUAGAUUUCACCUGCUCACUCGGCAUCCCGUGUUUCCAGAACAAUCACCUGUUUGUCCUAUGGAAAAAGCAUUUGAUCCACAUGCAAAUGCUUGAAUCCCCCUUGUAUAAGUACAGCCGUGUGGUUCAACUUUUCUAAUAAGAUUUGUGAAUGUUGUACUAUGAAGGGAAUGUGGCUCACCUGUGGAUUCCAUGCACAGUGGUCACACCUCAGCGAUGUCCCACACAAAACAAAGUGAGUUUUACCUAGGGUGGAACAUUACAAAAUUAUACUAACAAUACAUAAACCUCCUUAUUCUCUUUGUCACUUUUUGUUGCCAAAACUGAAUUGUGAAUAUGUCUUGAAAUUACUUGGAUGAGUGGUGGAAUGAAUGUAGCCACUAUAAUUUUUAAAAUAUUAAAAUUUCUAAAUACCUUUUUUUGAUGCAGAACAACUCAAAGUUGACAAAGAUGGUUAUACUGAGGACUUUUAGAAGGUGCUUAAGAAUUCUUGUCUUUUUAAGUAGCAGUUUUAUUUUUUUAAAUCAAAGGGAGUAAAUGAGGCAGAGUGCCACUCCAUCCUCAGGUAAAUUUUAUGGUGUGUUAAAAUGCCAGUCGUAUUUGUGCCACUUGCCAGUUUGGGGGGCUUCUUAUUGGAUGCUUUUGUUAUAGUUUGACUAUAUCAUUACAUUCCUUUAGAGAUCCUCCACAGGAGAAGUUACCACUGCAGUGCUAACUAGCACUGGAAGAACAAAUCAGAAUGAAUCUAGAGUCAAACCACUUUCAUUGCCUAAAAUACAGGCACUAAUUUUCAUUUUUCUUUUUUUUAUCAUUUCUUUUGUGGCUUAGAAAUGUUCCAGUGUGUUCCAAACAUUCUGUACCAAUUUCAGCAGAUCUAGCACCUACUUAGAACUCAAACUAGUCAAUUUUUUUUUUGAUGUAACAGUAAUUUUUAAAGAACUGUAUGCAUCCUUUGGUUAUUUCAGUAGUGUUGGCUAAGGUGAUAAGACUGGUUAGCUGUGAUUGUUUUCAGACUGACAGAAUGAUUCCUGGUUUCCAGUGAGUGACCUAAUCCAACAUAUUACAGAGGCAUAAUACCUGUGGGUGUAAAUAACUGGAACUGUAUACUGAUUAACAUGACAGUUGCUCUUUUUUCAUUGUUAUCUGUACUGUAUUAUAGUAUGUGGGUAUAAAUAUGUACAAGAAUACACACAUAGGUAUAUGUAUUCCACAAUUGUAACCUGAAAGAAAGACUAUGUGUUAUCUUUUUUUUAUUCCAUACUGGUGUCUGUGUUAUUUAAAAGCAAAAUUAUGCUCUAUCUAGUUGUACAAUAUGAUAGGAUACUUUGCUGUGCACAAUUCUAAGUGCCUUAGAACAUCGUUUAGCUUUCCUGAGUAUAUAUAAAAUGCAUAUAUGUAUAAAAUUGGGAAAAGUUACCUCAAUAAAAUCAUUGGGAAACCCCUGGUUUUAGUUUGAUUCAAUUUCAGGUGUAUUCAGACAGCGCUCAGUCUUUUGGAUUAAAAAUUCAAAGGGUUCUCUUUAAAGCAAGAGUGAGAUAGCUUUCUGUUAUUUGCCUAUUAUUUCAACUCCACCUAACUUUUUAAAGGAGCCCUGUUUAUAUUACUGGUGGUGCAGUGGUUAAGAGCUCAGCUGCUAGCCAAAAGGUCUGCAGUUCAAAUCCACCAGCUGCUCCUUGGAAAGCCUAGGGGCCAGUUCUACUCUGUCCUAUAGGAUUGCUAUGAGUCGAAAUCGACUAGACAGCAGCAGGUUUUAACUUUUGAAAAAUUUUAUAUGUAAGGACUUGUGAUCUGACCUUUUUAUUUAAAAUAUCUGCCAAAAAAAAAUUGUGCUUCUAAAAGCAAUGUACAGAAUCUUUUAAAAACUUGCUUUCUUUUAUUUCUAAGGAUAUUUCAUAUUGAUGUUUUUAUCGACCUUAUAAUUCGUAAAUAUAAAAGGUAUUCCAUUUAGAGUUUAUAAUAAAGAAAAUAAACUUCCUAAUUAGGCUUACUAUUUAACGUAUCACAAGCAAGAAGAGAGGUUGGGGACAUAUUAUGACCAGACCAGAAUUAGAAUAUACAUUUCAUGUUUCUCUAACCCCAGGACAAGGACAAAGAUAUGAAAGUUGAAAAGCAAAUUGAGUGCCAUUAUCCUAGACAGAAGGCAUAGAGGAAAAUUGGGGACCUGCCCCCAAAAAAGUGGAUUUGAAAAAUUGGCCCCAAGUAUACUAUUAAAAAUUAACAGUACAUCUCCAGGGUAGGUGCAGUAGUUGCUACCUUUCCAUUUUUUUUCUCAGACUAAGGUGGCACAGUGGUUAAGAGCUAUGGUGACCAAUGACUGCUAACCAAAAGGUCACAGUUCGAAUCCACCAGCCUCUCCUUGGAAACCCUAUAGGGCAGUUCUACACCGUCCUAUAGGGUCACUGUGGGUCAGAAUCCACUCAACAUCAAUGGGUUUGGGUUUGAUAUGGGUAAACCAGGCUCUGCAUUGAAGCAUUACUUUCUAAAACCCAAUGGAGGUAAGAAAUGGGCAGUUUCUCAUUUUACACAAUGCUGUGAUGACGUGAUUUAUUGUGAUUUAACUCUUCACUGAACCUUGACUUGGACUGAUGUAUGGAGCUGCUGCCAACAGCACUGCUGCCCACAGCCAGACUCCAAGAGAGCAAGAGCGCUGGGGGCAGGGGCAGCCUCUUCUACCCUGAGUCUGCAUUCAGUUUGAGAGCUUUGAACACUUUGCCCUUUAAAAGGUGGUUAUCACUAAUACUAAAACAUAAAACUCUAGAGAAAAGCUAAGAACCCCAAAGUUUGUGUGAAGUGUUUUUUUGUUUUUUUGGCUCUUUUCCUAAAAACAGGUACCAUUUCUAGGGGCUUUAAGGGAAAAAGCUGUAUAUGCUAGCUUUUCAUAAUUAGAUUGGUAACCUAGUGGGGCAAGAACGAGCAUUUUCAGUGCUUGUCUUCCCAUGGAUUUGUUCCUGGCUGGAGAUUUGCCCUUUGUCCAGGUCAGACAAUCUGGAGCAGGGGACACUCAACAGUGGCAAGAAUUUGUCUCUGGUUGUUCAUAGCAAUUUGUAAUUAAGCUAUAAGUCAUUUUUUACCACAGUCAGUUUAAGUGUGUUAUCUCUUUAGUUCAGUCCAUGGUUGCCUCUAAAAUCUCAGUCAUUACCUCUCAGAGUCUUCUCCAAUCAACCCAUUCUUUUUUUUUUUACCAAUCCAUUCUUAAGCCUACCACAUUCCACAUUAAUCUUCCUAAAGGACAACUCUCAUGUUAUUCCUACUCAGGGCUUUCCUUUGAGUUCCCUUUGCCUGCUGAGUAACUCCCAUGAGCUUAAUCUGGCCCUCAAGAUCCUCUGUAGUCUAACCACAGACCCCAUUCCUGGUUACUUUCCCUGUAUUCCUCAACUGGGCCAAAUUAAAUAAUCCAUUGUUACCCAAAUACAUCAGGCACUUUUCCAACAUCCCAACUAUGUUUA